UUGCGACUGGCCUGCGAGCCAGUAAUAAACGAGUUACCAAGUUAACCGGUCGUAUCAUUUGCUCCGUCUAUUACACUGGCGAACGAGUGUGUGAUUACCCGCGUUAUAAAAUAUUAACAGUUAUGUCUUUUUUGGGAAAUAUUUCGGUUUUCGACCAUAAAUCCGGCGAGUGGUCGAUAUUUAAAGGUCGAUUAACGCAGUUUUUCAAAAUAAAUGAUGUAAAAGUUGCAAAUAAAAGUGCAGUGUUGAUAACGCACCUAUCGGAUGAAACCUACAGGUUAUUACGUAACCUAGUUUAUCCAAAGGACAUAGACGGUUUGAGUUACGACGACCUAGUUCAAGUACUCGAUGCUCAUUUUAAACCCAAGCAGUGCUCAUUCGCGGAUAAGGCCAAGUUCUACGGGGCCACAAGGAACCCAGGUGAAUCCCUCGGAGAAUGGGCGGCACGUCUCAGGGGCCUAGCGAGCUUCUGUAACUUCGGUACCGCCCUGGAGUCAACGCUUCUGGAUCGCUUCGUUCUCGGACUGGGAAUGGGGCCAGAACGUGAUAGGCUCUUCGAGCAAGAUUCAUCGGACUUGACGUUCGCGAAGGCGCUGGAGAUCGCGGAACGGGCCGAGUGUGCUAGAGAGGCAAAGGCGUUGGUGACCAAUGGAGCCGGCGUGGUGAUCCAGCAGGAGCCGGUAUACCGCGUGGCGAGCGAGCGCGGGGGCGCGCCCCGCCGCCCGCCGCCGCGCGCCGCCCCUGCAGCCGCCGCCCCCGGGGACCAGCGCGACCAACAUGUCUCUCGAUGUUCUGUGUGUGGGUUGAAAAACCAUAGUGAACUAAAGUGCCGAUUUAAGUCAUUUAAGUGCCAAAAAUGUGGAGUGAAAGGUCACUUGCGUAAAAUGUGCAAAUUACGGGUAAAUAACAUAGAAACCGAGGAGAAUGAUUCUACCUGUGAGGACUGUAAGGAAUGCAGCUUAUUUAACAUGAGGUAUGAGAAUUAUGAACCUAUAACUUUACCUGUUAAAAUAAAUAAUGAACAAUAUUGCAUGGAAAUAGAUUCUGGUUCUGGUAUUUCGGUCAUGUCACAUAGUUUUUACAGUGAAAACUUUGAGGGAAAUAACUUAAACCCAUGCUCAAUUAGAAUGUGUUUUUACAAUGGUCACAAACUUACCCCACUUGGAUAUUUUUGUCAAACUGUUACGUAUAAUAAUAUGUCAAAACCAAUCAAAUUCUAUGUCAUUGAAAAUGGAGGCCCCCCACUUUUAGGUAGGGAUUUUAUGGCAAAAUUUGGUGUAAGUUUAAUAUCAAUUAAUAACAAUAACAUCAUUGUAAACCAGUCUGAUAAUGAAAUUCAUAAAUUUAUGACCGCAUAUCCUGGCUUGUGGAGCGACGGCUUAGGUAAAUUUAGCCAAUUUCAAAUAAAGCUACGCUUAAAAGAAAAUUCAGAACCAAAAUUUUUCAAAGCUCGUUCUGUGCCAUUUGCACUUAAAGAUAAAGUCGACCAAGAAUUAGAACGGUUAACCGACCUAGGUAUAUUAGUACCUACGAACUAUUCCGACUACGCCACUCCUAUUGUUCCGGUAUUAAAAGAUAACGGUAAGGUACGAAUCGCCGGGGAUUACUCGCUGACACUAAAUAAAGAUAUGUAUAUCGACAAAUACCCGAUGCCGCGCAUAGAGGAGGUGUUUGCCAAAGUAGGUGGGGGAGAAAGCUAUACUAAAAUUGAUCUCAGCAAUGCCUAUAAUCAAUUUGAAAUAGAAGAGGACUCUCAAUCUCUUACCACCAUAAAUACGCCCCGCGGACUCUUUAAAUAUACACGGUUAGUGUACGGACUAGCGAAUGCCCCCGCUAUCUUUCAGCGAACAAUGGAAACAUUGCUGGCCGGAGUAGAGGGAGUCAGCUGUUGGCUCGAUGACGUAUGUGUAACGGGACCUACUAGGGAAAUACAUUUACAGAGGUUACGACAGGUAUUAGAAAGGCUAAACAAUGCUGGGUUAAAAUUACAAAAAGAUAAGUGUGAAUUUUUUAAACCCAGCGUCACAUACCUCGGUUACGUUAUCGAUAAAAAUGGAAUCAGAACGUGCCCUAAGAAAGUUGCAGCCAUUAUGGAGUCCCCAGCGCCUAAAUCUGUAACGGAAGUAAAACGCUUUCUAGGUAUAAUAAAUUACUAUCGUAAUUUUAUACCUGGAGCGUCAACAAUACUGAGUCCGUUGCAAAAUUUAUUGCGUAAAGACGCGCCGUGGACUUGGUCUGACCGCGAGGAGCAAGCGUUCCAGCGCAUUAAGCGGGAGCUGGCUUCAGACAGAGUGCUGACUCACUUCGACCCGGAGGCGCGGCUAACGCUGUGCGUAGACGCGAGUCCCACGGGCCUCGGCGCCUACCUUGCGCAGGGGGAGGAGGGCCACGAGCGCCCGCUCGCUUUCGCUUCCAGGUCACUGUCAGCAAGUGAACGUAAUUACAGUCAGAUUAACAAGGAAGCUGCUGCCAUUAUAUUCGGUGUGAAACAUUUCCACCAAUAUUUAUAUGGUCGAGAAAUCCCUUUUAUUCUGAAAACAGACCACAGGCCACUCUUAGCUAUAUUUGGCAAGAAAAACGGUGUCCCGGUAAUGACGGCGUCACGACUCCAGCGUUACGCAAUAUUUUUGAGUGCGUAUAAUUACGACAUUCAGUAUAUAGCCGGCGAUAGGAAUUCCGUCGCCGAUUACUUUUCUAGAAUGCCCGUGAGUGACAGUUUUGUUGAGCCGGAAGAAUGCGCAGGAAGAUCAUUAAUAAACUUUAUUGUUAAUGAGACAUUGCCUAUAUCUUUUCAUGAUAUAAAAAAAGCCACAGCUUCUGAUGCAACUCUGAAAACAGUUAUAAAAUAUUUAUUAAUUGGAUGGCCUAAAAAAGUAAAAUGUAAAAAUAUUUUACCAUAUUUCAACUGCAAAAAUGAUUUAGAAAUUGAUAACGGUUGUCUAAUGCGAGGUCACAGAAUAAUUAUCCCGCAAGUUUAUAGAACUCGGAUGAUCCACGAGCUGCAUAAAGGUCAUUUAGGCGUGGUUAAAACCAAGAGCUUAGCGCGUACAAAGAUGUGGUGGCCCGGCAUCGACGGCGACAUACAGCGCAGCGUGCUGGCCUGCAGCACGUGCAGCGCGCUGCGCCCCGCGCCCCCCGCCGCGCCGCCCGCGCCCUGGCCGCGCGACCCCGCGCCCUGGACCCGUCUGCACAUUGACUACAUGCAGUUCGCUCAGAGAUUCUACCUCAUUGUUGUAGACAGCCAUAGCAAAUGGGUUGAAUGUUUACACAUGUGUAAUUUGUCCACGAAGUCUCUAAUUCAGAGAUUAAAAUUACUAUUUUAUACGUUCGGGAUUCCCCAUGUCAUCGUAUCAGAUAACGAUCCUAAGAUAUCCAAUGAGGAGUUUACCUACUUUUGUUUAUCGAACGGGAUCAAGCAUAUAACUUCCCCCAUCUAUCACCCAUGCAGUAACGGUCAGGCUGAGAACUCGGUAAAGACGUGUAAAAAAAUGUUAAAAUGUAUAUUUGAAACAAAUAUGAAUGCUUCAGUUGAGCAAGUGAAUGAGAAGUUGUCCAGCUACCUGUUUGAAUUUCGCAACAGCGUGCACUGUUCCACCGGUGAGUCACCGGCCAAGCUGAUGUUCGGCCGCGAGUUACGCGGGAAACUCGACCUUAUUAUGCCACCUCAGAAACAAACAAUAGUUCCGAACAUAGAUAAGGCCGACUGUAGACAAUUUGAUAUUGGACAAAAGGUAUUAGCGCGAUAUUUUGUAUCAGGUAAGCCUAACUGGACAUUAGGAAAAAUUAUUAAUAAAUUAGGUAGUAGAAUGUAUGUGGUAGAAAUUAAUGAUAUCGAAUGCAGGAGGCAUGCUGAUCAGUUAAGACUUUACCAUGAACCGAUAGCAAGCUCGGAAUGUUUGGUACCUUCCGCCAGCGCUCCACAAGUUCAGCCUCGUAACGACACAUCAUUAUCGCCAGCAUCAGUAAAUCCUGAAAUGGCCUUAGAGACAUCGGGACCUCCAACAGCUCCGCCAAAUUUAGAUAAUGAGUCAUCAGUUGAUGAGUUUCACGAAUGUGACUCGGAGGUUGUUGCCGGUCCUAGUUUAGAGUCGCCCGCGACGCCUGCGGGGGCGCCGGUAGCGGUGCGGGGGGAGGACGCGCGGCCGCCGCACUCGCAGCUGAGGACAGCUGUCACUGACAAUGUAACUGCGGAAAGUCAGAGUGCGGCCACUGCUGCACCUCAUGGCCCCUAUAAUUUAAGGCCUAGAAGUAAAGUUAUUACCUAUAAGUAAAUUAAGUAUUAUUGGUUUAUUGUUUACGUGUAUAUUUUAUAUUGUUGUCAGGUUCGAAGACUAAUAAGGGAGGAGUGCCAUGUACCAUGAUAGCAUAAGCAUUGCGACUGGCCUGCGAGCCAGUAAUAAACGAGUUACCAAGUUAACCGGUCGUAUCAUUUGCUCCGUCUAUUACAGAUAU
Messenger RNA from Plutella xylostella (diamondback moth), 4452 nucleotides. NCBI's taxonomy places the organism in Eukaryota, Metazoa, Arthropoda, Insecta, Lepidoptera, Plutellidae. The record is from RefSeq and is a predicted model, not a curated record.